AUGCAAUUGGGUUUGAAGGAGAGGGCGAAACUCAAUGAGAAGAUUGUGAGUGUAAUCAAUGACGCUGCUUCUGGUUGGGGUGUUGAGUGUAUUCGAUAUGAAAUAAUGGAUGUAACACCUCCACCUAGAGUAUUGACGGCUAUGAAAAUGCAAGUUGAAGCUGAAAGAAAAAAACGUGCUCAGAUUCUUGAAGCUGAAGGAGAAAAGGAAUCACACAUCAAAAGAGCUGAAGGGAAUAAACAAUCCGCAAUACUGACAGCAGAGGGAGAAAAGGAAUCCCAGAUACUGGCAACGCAAGGUGUUUAUCUGUUAACAGAAGUGUUGGUCAUUGGAGAAUUCAGCAUUCCUGGCUAUAAUGAGGCAUUCUGGAAGGAGUUGGAUGGUGUCAAGCAAAUCUGGAAGAACAGAAAGGAACUCAAAUAGAUUAAUAAUCAUGUAUCGAUGAAUUACAUUCUUUCCUAGAAGUGUCAUAGCCAUUGUAAAUAAUUUAUGUAAACGUUUGUAAAUAAUUUAUGUAUCUCUCUACUAUUUUGGUGAA
Asparagus officinalis (garden asparagus) is the source of this 538-nucleotide messenger RNA. RefSeq names its product stomatin-like protein 2, mitochondrial. Lineage: Eukaryota; Viridiplantae; Streptophyta; Magnoliopsida; Asparagales; Asparagaceae. Gene Ontology annotation, cellular component: membrane. The record is from RefSeq and is a predicted model, not a curated record. Bases 1 to 423 code for a protein of 140 amino acids. The transcript is spliced from 7 exons.